This is a messenger RNA of Trifolium pratense (red clover), 1923 nucleotides long. Its product is annotated as abscisate beta-glucosyltransferase-like. The record is from RefSeq and is a predicted model, not a curated record. Gene Ontology annotation, molecular function: UDP-glycosyltransferase activity. Bases 328 to 1776 code for a protein of 482 amino acids. The transcript has a single exon. Lineage: Eukaryota; Viridiplantae; Streptophyta; Magnoliopsida; Fabales; Fabaceae.
AAAGUGACUUCACACUAACUCAUUUGUCAUAUAUACUUUUAAAUAUUUAAUUACACAAAUAAAAAAAUUAGUACUAUCCUUAACUUUAUUCUAGAACAUUACUAGCAUUUUUCUUAAAAUAAAAGCCACUAUUAUUUCCAAAUCCUAGAGACUGCGUCAAAAACGGCAACCUAGCAACACAUCAUGUAAGACUAAUAUGUCAUUCAUGACGUUUUGUUGUCAACCUUUUCUAAUUGGCAGUACAGAGAAUCACUCUAUAAGUCUUCCAUCUUCAAACUAAUUGGACCUGCAUCUCCUUCAUAACUCAAAGUCAUCAUCAUCAUCAUCAUGGGCCAUGAAAUUGAUACAGUUGAAAUGUUCUUCUUUCCCUUUGUAGGUGGUGGUCAUCAGAUACCAAUGAUAGACACAGCAAGAGUGUUUGCAAAACAUGGAGCCAAAUCAACCAUCCUAACCACACCUUCCAAUGCUCUCCAAUUCCAAAACUCAAUCACUCGUGACCAAAAAUCCAAUCUUCCCAUCACCAUUCAGAUUCUCACCACACCUGAAGACACAGAAAUAAUUGAUACAGACAUGUCUGCUGGUCCCAUGAUUGAUACCUCAGUUCUUCUCGAACCAUUGAAACAGUUCCUUCUUGAAAACCGACCUGACUGCAUUGUCAUUGACAUGUUUCAUCGUUGGGCUAGUGAUAUAAUAGAUGAACUUAAAAUCCCAAGAGUUAUCUUUAACGGUAACGGGUGUUUCCCUCGUUGUGUUAUUGAAAACACGAGAAACCAUGUUGUGCUUGAGAAUUUGAGUUCUGAUUCAGAGCCUUUUCUUGUUCCUGGUCUUCCUGAUAGAAUCGAGAUGACAAGGUCUCAGGUUCCGAUUUUUAUGAGAAACCCAACUCAGACUACUCAGUUUGCUGAGAGAAUGAAGAGAUUAGAAGGAAAAAGCUUCGGUACUCUUAUUAAUAGUUUCUAUGAUUUGGAACCAGCUUAUGCUGAUUACCUAAGAACUGAAUUGGGAAAGAAAGCAUGGAUUGUAGGACCAGUUUCCCUCUGCAACAGAAGCUUGGAAGAUAAGAAAGAGAGAGGGAAACAACCCACUAUGGAUGAACAAAGUUGUUUGAAUUGGUUGAAUUCUAAGAAACCAAAUUCAGUUCUUUACAUAAGUUUUGGGAGCGUAGCUCGUUUAUCGAUGAAACAACUCAAGGAAAUUGCUUAUGGUUUAGAAGCUUCUGAUCAAUCAUUCAUUUGGGUGGUUGGGAAAAUUCUCAACUCAUCUAAAAAGGAAGAAACUGGUAGCGAAAAUUGGGUUCUUGAUGAAUUUGAGCAGAGGAUAAAGGAAAUGGAUAAAGGUUUGAUUUAUAGAGGUUGGGCUCCUCAGCUUUUGAUAUUGGAGCAUGAUGCUAUUGGCGGGUUUAUGACUCAUUGUGGAUGGAAUUCAACUUUAGAAAGUCUAUGUGCUGGUGUUCCUAUGAUAACGUGGCCACUUUCGGCUGAACAAUUUACGAAUGAGAAGUUGGUAACGGAUGUGUUGAGGAUUGGAGUCCAAGUGGGCAGCAGAGAGUGGGGGUCUUUUGAUGAAGAGAGGAAAGAGUUGGUUGGAAGAGAGAAAGUGGAGUUGGCAGUGAAGAAGUUGAUGGUGAAGAGUGAAGAGGCAGAUGAAAUGAGAAGGAGAGUGAAGCUUAUUGCAGAGAAUGCAAAAAGAGCUGUUGUAGAAGGUGGAACAUCUUAUGGUGAUAUUGAUUCCUUGAUUCGGGAACUUAAGACUUGCAGAAUUUCUAGCCAAGUUUAGAUUUAGAUUGUUAAUCAAUGCAACACAAUUACACUAGCGUUCACUUAUAAGUGACAAUGCUAGAAGUAACUUUUUUCUAUUCCCAUUAAGCAUCACAUGAAAAUUGAAAUGUUAUUCAAUAAAUAAAUACUACCGUUUGUGAUGAAA